Lynx canadensis (Canada lynx) is the source of this 4802-nucleotide messenger RNA. RefSeq names its product glycosylphosphatidylinositol specific phospholipase D1 (gene GPLD1). Lineage: Eukaryota; Metazoa; Chordata; Mammalia; Carnivora; Felidae. The coding region runs from base 286 to 2811 and encodes 841 amino acids. Gene Ontology annotation, cellular component: extracellular region; extracellular matrix. The transcript has 26 exons. Gene Ontology annotation, molecular function: GPI anchor phospholipase D activity. The record is from RefSeq and is a predicted model, not a curated record.
ACUUGUGGCUUGGGAGGCCAAGGACGCAGGGCACCUGAUAGGUGUGUGGAAACGAUGCCCGAGAGAUCAGCCCUUGUGAGGGGAUGUUGACUGUCAAUAUAGACAGGUCGAGUUUGUUUGCUGUUCUGGUGAAGUUAAACAGUAGUUAAACAGUUUGCUGGGCAGUGUUAUUAUUUUGAAACAACGCUGGGCUUCCCGUGUCGGUGACCCGCUUAGAGGGAAAGCAGGGAGCCUGGGCCUGGAUUUCAGACACAUCGUGUCACCGGAGUGGUGAGGAACGAGGGCAUGUCCGCGUGCAGGUUCUGGCCCGGGCUACUGAUCGCACUGGGCUCCCUGUGUCCGAGAGGUUCACCAUGUGGCAUCUCCACGCACGUAGAGAUAGGACACAGAGCUCUGGAGUUUCUCCACCUUCAAGAUGGGAGAAUCAACUACAAAGAGCUGUUGCUUGAACACCAGGACGCGUAUCAGGCGGGAGCCGUGUUUCCUGAUGCGUUUUACCCCAGCAUCUGCGAAAGAGGGCAAUUCCAUGAUGUGUCUGAGAGCACUCACUGGACCCCAUUUCUGAAUGCGAGCAUUCAUUACAUCCGAGAGAACUAUCCUCUUCCUUGGGAGAAGGACACAGAGAAAUUGGUGGCGUUCUUGUUGGGAAUCACCUCUCACAUGGUGGCUGAUGUCAGCUGGCACAGCUUGGGGAUCCAGCAAGGGUUCCUCAGGACAAUGGCAGCCGUUGAUUUUCAUGGCUCUUAUUCGGAGGCGCAUUCGGCUGGUGACUUCGGAGGAGAUGUGUUGAGCCAGUUUGAGUUUAAUUUUAAUUACCUCGCACGGCACUGGUAUGUGCCCGUCCAAGAUCUGCUGGGAAUUUACAAGAAGCUCUAUGGCCGAGAAGUCAUCACCAAAAGUGCAAUCGUUGACUGUACCUACCUUCAGUUCUUGGAAAUGUAUGGUGAGAUGCUAGCCGUUUCCAAGCUUUAUCCCACUUAUUCCAGAAGAUCCCCGUUUUUGGUGGAACAAUUCCAAGAAUAUUUCCUGGGGGGACUGGAUGACAUGGCGUAUUGGUCCACGAACAUCUUCCGUCUGACGAGCUUCAUGUUAGAGAACGGGACCAGUGACUGCAGUCUGCCCGAGAACCCUCUGUUCAUUGCCUGCGGCGGCCAACAAACCAGCGCCCAGGGCAGCUCCAAAGUACAGAAAAGUGAUUUCCAUAGGAAUUUGACUGCGUCCCUCACUAAAGAGACUGGAAAAAAUAUAAACUAUACUGAAAGAGGAGUGUUCUUCCGCGUGGAUUCCUGGACCUCGGAUUCCCUUACUUUUGCGUACCAGGCUCUGGAGAGGAACAUACGGACAAUGUUCACGGGCGGCUCUCAGCAGUCGCUGAAGCACGUCUCCAACCCCUUGGCUUCUUACUUCCUGUCUUCUCCCUAUGCCAGACUCGGUUGGGCAAUGACCUCAGCUGACCUCAACCGGGACGGGCACGGCGACCUGGUGGUGGGCGCUCCGGGAUACAGCCGCCCCGGCCACGUCCAGGUCGGCCGCGUGUACCUCCUCUACGGCAACGACCUGGGCCUGCCCCCCAUCGACCUGGAUCUUGACAAGGAGGCCCACGUGAUCCUGGAGGGCUUCGAGCCCUCAGGUCGGUUCGGCUCGGCCUUGGCCGUGUUGGACUUUAACAAGGACGGCGUGCCUGACCUGGCCGUGGGAGCCCCAUCCGUGGGCUCCGAGCAGCUCACCUACAAAGGUGCCGUGUACGUCUACUUCGGCCCCACACGAGGAGGGAUGUCUUCUCGCCCCAACGUCACCAUCACCUGCCAGGACACCUACUGUAACCUGGGCUGGACGCUCUUGGCCGCGGAUGUGAAUGGCGACGGCGCGCCCGAUCUGGUGAUGGGCUCCCCCUUUGCACCGGGUGGAGGGAAACAGAAGGGCAUGGUAGCUGCAUUUCAUUCCGGCCCCGACGGGAGCGGCAAAGAAAAGCUGGACGUGGAGGCGGCCGACUGGAUGGCGAGGGGCGAGGAGGACUUCUCCUGGCUAGGCUACUCCCUGCACGGGCUCAGCGUGGACAACAGGACGUUGCUGUUGGUCGGGAGCCCGACCUGGAAGAACAGCAACAGCCUGGGCCAUUUGUACCGCACUCAGGAUGAGAAACAGAGCCUCGGACGGGUGUAUGGCUAUUUCCCGCCAAAUUGCCAAAGCUGGUUCACCAUUUCUGGAGACAAGGCAAUGGGGAAGCUGGGUACUUCCUUGUCAAGUGGUCACGUGAUGGUGAAUGGGACCCGGAAACAGGUGCUGCUGGUUGGAGCCCCGACGCACGAUGAGAAGUCUAAGAUGGCGUUCCUGACCAUGACCUUGCACCAGGGUGGAACCGGUCGGAUGUAUGAACUGACGCUGGACACGCAGCCGCCUCUGCUCGGCACCUUCAGCGGAGACCGCCGCUUCUCCCGAUUCGGUGGCAUUCUGCACUUGAGUGACCUGGAUGGCGACGGCUUAGAUGAAAUCCUCGUGGCAGCCCCACUGCGGAUAACAGACAUCACGUCCGGGCUGCUGGGAGGGGAAGAUGGCCGGGUGUACGUCUACAAUGGCAAACAGACCACCUUUGGCGACAUGACGGGCAGAUGCAAAUCCUGGGCAGCUCCAUGUCCUGAGGAAAAGGCUCAGUAUGUACUGAUUUCUCCUGAAGCAAGUUCAAGGUUUGGGAGCUCCGUGAUUACCGUGAGGUCGAAAAACAAGAAUCAAGUUGUCGUUGCUGCUGGAAGGAGCUCUUUGGGAGCCCGACUCUCUGGGGCACUUCACGUCUACAGCCUUGGCCUAGACUAAAGGCUGUCCUCCUCUGCGUCCGUCUCUUCUGCCCAGUCAUCUCCAGGGGGAGCGUUCCUGGUGGGGGCGGGGCUCCUGGGAGUGGAGAUGUCCCCGUCUGGGACGACGAUGCAGUAGACGGUGACAGGGGCUCUGGUGAGCCAGGUCCCCUCCUCUUCCAGAGUUUCAGUCCUUGCUUCCCUUGCAUUUAAACUUAUUCCUGACUUACUGCCUGUGCUCAGACCUUUGUACGAUGUCUCUCCUCUUCACAGGACUAGCUACGUCUUUCUGAUGCCUGGAAAGACCUCUCUGCGGUUCUCUAUCACAAUUGCUCCUAAAAAUUUCCUUUUAAAAACGGUGACCCAUUCCAAUCAAAGUGAAAUAGUGUAGUAUAUAGGAAAACAGAGAACUAGUAUAGUGAAAAGUAAGGGGGUGAAGGAUAACCUCACAACUGUAAAGGCACCUGCUGUAACUGAUUUGGUCCCUUCUUGGGAGGAUUAUUUCAUUUUCAGUGUUUUGUAUAGUGAAGGAUAAAUACAAGACUAAAACCUCCUUACCUUUUAGUGCCCUCAAAUGCUUUUGUAGAAGCGGCUGUCCUAACUGUGGCGUCUAGUGACUUUCCACUUGUUCAAGGACCUCCCAAGAGGAGCUGCUGUUGCACUGAGUUGGUACAAACUAUGUAGAGAGAAGAGAUCUGGCCUGAGCCAGCGGCCACUGCAAGGGACCAGGCAGAGAAGCAGGCCUUGGUCUCUCUUGUUUCUGGGCUGGUUUUAGCAGAUUUCAUGCGCCAGUCCUGCAGUGUGGCAUAGUUAAGGGAAAGGAAUCUACCCCAGGGUUUUAGCUUCACUAAAAAUGUGAGAAACCAUUACUACUGAUCCUGUAACAGGGAAGCACACUAGUGAAAGGUACUAAAAGUGCAGGGAGAAGUAAUGACAAGAACCCAGCCUCUCUAGAGGCAGAGUAGAGACUGGUCCAAAGGAGGAGUCCAGCAGAAGAGUAAAAGUUGAAUUAGAAAUCUAGGGAAAGCUACUAGAGUUAAUUGUGAGCACAGGUGAGUACAUACAGGGAAACAGGACACAAAGUCACCUCUGGAUGAGUCCUGUGACUGUCCCCUUAUCCUAAAGAGAGGCAGGCCAUCUGCAUGGUUCCCUAGGGAACAGCAAAAAGCACAAAUACCAUUUGGUUUCAUUUGGGUAACAAUUAUUGCUAGUUCUACUUAUGUGAAUUAUUCUUUUUAGUUUAAGGGAAAUUCAUCUUUAGGGCCCAGAAAUUAGUUGACUGUAAUACAAGUUGAGAAGUCUGAGUGCAGAACGGACGCCUGUCUAGUACUGGACCUUUCCUUACAAGCGUGGGUUCCUUUAUGCUGCCAGCACCUCGGAAGACGUCCAUGCUUCACUGAUAAUGAUCGUGUUUCAACACAGGCCCUAACGACUUACAUUCUUAAUGCCUAAACAUACCAGAUAGCAAGCACCAGGCAGAGAAGCUUAAAAUGUAUAAGGAUGGAGGCAAGUUUUUGGGUAGGAUUUUAUAUAGGACAUUUAGCCAUAUUCACAAGUGCUAAUUUGUAUUCCUACUGUCGGAGGUCAACCUGGCACAGAGUCCAAUGCGUUAUGUGGUUACGUUUUCACUCCACUAACUGUAGUUCUCAGCAUGGAUUCUGAAAUCCAUAACAGAAAUGGAAACAUCUUGUAGGGUUUUAAGCUCUCAUUAACAAAUCUGAACUUAAUAAUUUAACUCAGUUACCUUUAUUUCAAGAUAUCAAAACAUGUACAUACUUGUGGUCUGUUUUUCUAUGUAUAUGUAACAACUUGCUUCGAGAUCAGAAUGGUUUUAUGCCUUUGUACUGCAGAUCUAGAAAGAUAUGAAGUGGGUCUUAGAAUAAACUCAGAUCUCUGAAUGCCCCAGUCCAGGCACCAUCCACUAGCCCACCUCCACAGGUACCACUUAAAGUGCGUUUAACAUUGCAAUUCCAAAAAAUAAAGCUGUGUACAACUCUUAGAAUGACUCCCCAC